Cuscuta epithymum is the source of this 2728-nucleotide messenger RNA. NCBI's taxonomy places the organism in Eukaryota, Viridiplantae, Streptophyta, Magnoliopsida, Solanales, Convolvulaceae. The record is from the annotation of a GenBank genome assembly.
GUCAGAAGCACGUGGGAUUAUUGAGAAGGCUCAUAAAUGUCUCCGGUCCCUUCUUCUUCUUCGUUGCAUUGGCGCGUACCUCAAAUCUUAAAAGAUACGGAGUGUAGAUGAGAGAUUAAUGGUUAUGUUCUUCAAGCUCAGACAGAGCAGGUUCGGGGCCAACAGACUGCCAUUAAUUUGGUGGCCAAUUCAAGCUCGCCCAGAUUUUGAGUUUUACGGCGAAGGGAGCAUUUAAAUGGAAGUAUCCAUCACACUGCUUAGCUUUCUUUCAUCCGCCUCUUUCUGAAUUACUAGGCCGGCCGGCGCAUUUCUUUUGCUGCUAUCCCUCCUCUCACUCUAAGGUUUCUGGUCUUAGAAGGUUAUGGAUCAUCCUCUCAGAGGGCUGCCUGAGACCUCUAUAAACAGGUUCGAGUUAGAGAAUGAAGUCAUUUUUCCGACUGUUGAACAAUCACUGGGCAUUCCAGACAAUGAUAAUAUUCAUGGCCUUGGUACUCAUUCUCCUGCUUUGGACUCUGAUCCUAUGCUAGACUAUAUUUGCCAGAUUCUACUGGAGGAGGAUAGCAUUGAUGGGAACAAUCACAACAUGUUCUUUGACCCCAUUGCUCUUACAGCUACUGAGAAAUCGUUUUAUGAAGCCUUGCGUGGUAACCCUUCCUCGCCUUUUUACACUAAUGAUAUUGAUCCUGCAGAAUCUAAAUCAUCUGUGACCUAUGAUUUGAGCUAUGAUGUUGAUUCUGUUGAAUCUAUAUUAUCUGUCACAUGUGAUCAUACGGAUCUUACCAUCCAGCCAUCAUCAAGGCAGACUAACAUGGAUGGGCUAAAUGGGGCUUCACGUAGCCUUCAUAGCCUUAAAUUGGUUCCAAAUUUAGGUUGUGAUCACAGUGAGUCGAUGUUGAAAUUAAAGAGAGGUGUGAAGGUAGCUGAUAAAUACGGAUUGCCUACAGAGGCCAAAAGUGAUCUCAUCCCUAUAGAGAAGGACCAAUCAGCUGACUUGUGUAGAGGAAGGAAACAUUACCAUCCAGAUGAAAUUGGGUUGGAAGAAAGGAGAAGCAAGCAGUCUGCAGUAUAUAAGGAGGAGGCUGAGUUGUCAGAGGUGUUUGACAAAGUUUUGUUGUGCACUGAUGAUAAUGACUCUCCAUCCAGAGUCAGCCGCCCACAACACAAAGGGCGAAGUGGUCGCAAGAGCCAUUCAAAGAAAAGAAGAGAUAAUUGUGAAAUUGUUGAUCUAGAGUCUCUUUUAACCAGCUGUGCACAAUCUGUUGCUGCUAAUGAUUAUAGGGCUGCAGAAGUUAAAUUAAAGAAGAUCAGGCAGCACUCUUCGCCUGCCGGCGAUGCAAACCAAAGGUUGGCUAACAUAUUUGCUGACAGUCUUGAGGCACGGUUGGCUGGAACUGGGACACAGCUGUGUGCGGCUUUAUCUCCUAAUAACAUCAUAAUCACCGAGACGCUAAAAUCCUACCUGUCAUGUUUGCCAUUUACGAGAAUAUCAAUUUUAUUUGCUAAUAACAUGAUUUACGAAGUAGCAUCAGAAGUUGCAUCACUGCAUGUUAUAGAUUUUGGUAUUCUUUACGGUAUCCAGUGGCCCACUCUUAUUCGGGAUCUGUCACAGAGACCUGGUGGUCCUCCAAAACUUCGAAUAACAGGGAUUGAUCUUCCACAACCUGGUUUUCGUCCAUCACAAAUGUUAGAGGAAACUGGUUGUCGUUUGGCAAAAUAUUGUGAGCGUUUCGGUGUGCCAUUCGAGUACAAUUCCAUAAUAGCGAACAAUUGGGAGACACUUAAAACCGCUGAAUUUAAGCUUGUAAAGGGUGAGGUGGUUGCUGUUAACUGUAUUGAUCGACUCGAACACCUUUUGGAUGAAACAGUAGUUAUUGGGGAAAGCCCAAAGGAUGCAAUUCUAAAUUUAAUUCGGGAAGUAAAUCCUCAUAUAUUUGUGCAAUCUGUCCGUAGUGGAGCUCACAACUCUCCUUUCUUUCUCACUCGGUUUCGGGAGGCUCUCUCCUUCUAUUCUGCUGUCUUUGAUAUGACAGAUGCUACUUUACCUAGCCAUGGUAAUGAGAGGUCGAAUUUCGAAGAACAAUUUUUGAGACGCGAUAUAAUCAAUAUCAUUGCAUGUGAGGGCAUGGAAAGAUUGGUGAGGCCUAACACAUACAAACAGUGGCACUCUCGCAUGAUGAGGAUUGGCUUCACUCCCAUAUCCAUAAACCCUGAACUUAUGAAGAAGUACAUGUGCAAGGUGAGGGAAGGAUAUCACAAAGAUUUUCUUUUUGCACAAGACGGCCAUUGGAUCCUACAGGGAUGGAAAGGCCGGAUUUUUGGUGGUACCUCUUGCUGGGUAAGUGCACAACGUACUCACAACCUCUGAUUAUAUAACUUACAUCUUUCAGCAUUUUGAAAACUUUACACACAGUAAAUUUUGAGCAAUAUUGCAAUUCCCAUUUCAUGCUUUCACACGUUGCUGUCUUUACAAUAUAGCUCACAAGUCUCAAGUUAUUCUCAAGAGUUUAAAGCCUUAAGUUGUUGACAAGAAAAUCAAAAUGGAUUAUGUAUCCUGUCAAGGUUUUUGCUUGCUAGCUAGCUUCAUAUAUUCCUCUUGUAAGAAGAAGAAUGUUCAAAGUGACAUGUCUAUGUGAACGUACAUUAUUGUCUUUAUGAAAGCUGUACUCUAAGAUGAAGCCUUUUUAUACUUUGCUGUUGCAUAUUGAUGCCAAUGAUUUGUUUCUCAUAA